AUAGUUGACGAAAAUGAGGCGAUGGAAGAAACCAGUUCUCGAUAUUUCAUAUCCUCCGAGAAGGUCCAUCAAUUAUUGGACAUGCUCAAUGCAGAAUGCUGCUCGUCCAUCGACGAAUUGCUGAAAUGCACUUGGCCGUCGUCCAGAGAUUCAACACGAGCCAUUGUACUGUUGGUUUUCGUUGUUACUACAGGCAUCUUCUUUACGAGCAGUAUUCGAUUCGGCAAAAACCGACGCAGUGCCGUUGAUCGCUCUGACGAGAUUUUUGCUCCCGGUCUGCAGAGCCGGGAGGAUUUCGGAAGAGCUUUCAUGCCAUUUCUUCCUCGCCGAAAUUCGUUCAACUUCUCUGAAGCGGUAGAUGCUUUGGAAUUCAUGGAUCGGAUCUCGGCCAGAUCUAAAUCGGCUACUGUUGUAAGGGAAUUCAAUGGAGGGUGA
Messenger RNA from Haemonchus placei, 435 nucleotides. The record is from the annotation of a GenBank genome assembly. Lineage: Eukaryota; Metazoa; Nematoda; Chromadorea; Rhabditida; Trichostrongylidae.